AUGGUUUAAGCUUCUAAAGUUAUUUACAAAAGCUCUUCUAUAGUUUAUAACCCAAAUCAUAAUCUAAUGGUAUAUGGUUUUAAUAUACUAAUAUUUCUUAAAAUGAAUGGGAUGUCGCCAAAGUAGAAGCGGUUUUACUAUGUUUUUACUCUUAAAGAUAGUUAAAAGCACAUAAUAAAGCUCAUAAAUCAAUUGAUAAGUGUCAUAACUGUUGCUCACAUUGCUGCUAUAGGUUGGUAUUUUAUUGGAAUUCAAGAAAUAGUGAACAAUUAUCCUACUAAUUGGCUUGAUAAACUUGGUAUAUCUUCAUAGUUGUACUAUGAGAAAUACAUUUAUUCAAUUUAUUGGUCAAUAACAACAAUGACAACUGUGGGAUAUGGUGAUAUUGCAGCAACAAAUUAUAUUGAAGCACUUUUCAUAGCGAUCAAUAUGAUAUUGUUUAGUUGUGUAUUUGCCUAUUCAAUUAAUAACAUUGGUUUCAUACUCUAGGAAAUAGAGAAAUCUUCAAAAUAAUUAAACGAUAAUAUAACUACAAUUCAGCGAUAUCUUAAUAGAAAAAAUGUCAAUGUAUCACUAAAAAGUAGAGUUAGACAUUACUUAUCAUUUUUAGCUCAGGAAUAGAAAGAUAGAGAUAAAGAAUAAGAGGAUUAAAUUAUAUCAAUCCUAUCAAAUAAGCUUCGAGAUGAGAUAACUAUUGAAAUUAAUUCAAGAAUUCUAAGCAAUUAUCAUAUAUUCAGUUCUAAUUUUUCAUAAACAACAUUAAAAAAACUUGUUUUUCGAAUGAAAGAAGUACUAGUAAGUCCAAAUGAAAUUAUUUUUAGUGAUGAAUAAUAUGAUGAUCUAUCAAUUUAUUUCAUCCAAAAUGGUAUUAUAGAAAUUUAUCAACAAUCAGCAAUAAAAUAAGGAUAAGUUACUGUGAUUUAAACAUUAUCAGAUAACCAAUUAUUUGGAGAAAUUUCAUUUUUUUCAGGUCUUUCAAGGAAAGCUUCAGCAAGAAGCGUAAACUUAUCUACCUUAUACAAAAUAAGCAGAGAAGAUUUUAUAGAUGUUUUGAAUGAAAAUGAUGAAGACUAUUAAAGAUUUAAAAUGAUGCAAGAGCAAUUAAUUUUUUAGAAUGAGUUAUCUAUAUUAUAUACAGAAUGCUAUACAUGUAAAUAGUCAGGUCACCUUGCAAAAUCCUGUCCAAGGACACAUUAAUAAUUCGACAAACAGUUUACAAUUUUAAAAAAUUCAAUUUCCUUUUUUUAAGAAAGAGAAGAUAAAGAAAGAUGUCAGAUUAGAGUUAAAUAAAAAGCAUGCACACAAAUUUAAAAAAAUUCUGAUUUGUCCAAAAUGCUAAAAGAAAAUAUAUAAAAUUUUAAUAGCGAAGUAUAUCUAAUGUUUAAUUCAGAAGAAAAUGUUAAUGGAUCUGAAUAUACUAGCUCAGAAGAUUAAGAAUAAGAAGAAGAAGAUGAAGAAGACUCUUAAUCAGAAUCAUAGUAUGCAGCAGAUAAUAAAUCUUAGGAAGGCUCUACUGUUUCUAAUAAAAAAAAUUCUUUUCUAAUUAAAAAAUCAAAUAAAAAUUAAAAAAAAGAUAUUGCUUUAAAACAUAACAUCAUCAAUAAUCAUAUCGAAAGCGAUUAAAAUUGUGGUUAAGAAAUAUAAAUAACAAAUAAACCAGGAGGGAACUAGUAAUUAGAAAGGCAGGAUUCUCCUAAAAGCUAGAUGAUUAAUCUCUCAUAAAAUAAGCUUAAAUCUGUAGAAAUUAGUGAAGGUUAAAGUAACCAUUUAAACAGUGAAUCAAGUAAUAAAAUUAAUUAUUCAAAUAAUAAUAUAUCUGGAGAAUGCAAACAAACUUUAAAAUAAGAUUCUGAAUCAUUGAAUACGAAUUUUACUGAGAUUUAGCAGAAACAAAUUUAAGAAGAAUUAGAAUAAAUAAAUCAAACAAAUAGAAAAUCUUAAAAAUAUUUGUCACAAAAAAAAAAUUCAAACAAUAAUUUAUAAUACAUGUACAAUAUCAGUAGGGUAUCAAAAAAACUAUUUGAAGAUAAUGAUAUACAAGCUACUGAUAAUUAAUUAUAGUAGAAUAGCUCUGAAAGAUUUAGUUAGGUUAUGAGUUAACAAUUUUAAUCGUCAUAUAAUAACUCAAAAAAAAUGAAUACGUAAAAUAGUUCUAGGACUAUUAAUUUUGAAAGUAAUGAUAUUAGAUGCUCUAUCGAUUAAAUUUUACUUUAAGGUAUGAUUGCAAAUUCAAUUUUAUAGGCUCACAGACAAUCUUAAAUCACAUCAAAAAAAGGAAGUGUUCAUUCAAAUAUUUUUUAGGAUAUUUUAGAAAAAAAUUAUAAUUAAAAAUCUAAAAAUGAAAAUAUGAAAGAUGUAGAGAAUGAAGGUGGUAAAAAAAAAAAAUAAAGCUCAAUUAAGUUAAUAAAAGAUCAAAAAGAGGAGAAAUCUAUUAAAAAUUUGUCAAAUCUUAAUUGUGUUUAAGGAAGUAGCUCUAGCGGUUAAAUUAACAGUAAUAAUACUAAUUAGAAUAGUAGAUCUUUUUCAAAUGCAGCUACUAAAAAUUAAUAAGUAGAAAUUCUUUAAUAAAAGACUGAUGAAUUGUAGCUUGAUAGAUUUUCUCGUUUAAUUUAAUCAGGAAAUUUACCUCUACUUCUUUAGUAUACAUCUGGUUUAAGUUUUAAAGAUAUAAAUACAAUCAACAACAAUUAAUCUAUGGAGUUUUUUGACAAAAUGUUCAAUUUUAAAAAAUUUUUCCCUCAUAACAAUUUUGAUAAAGUAAUAAACAAGUUAAAAAGUAUUUAAUCAGAAUAAAAGAGAUUAAAAAAGUAAAAAUUAACCCAAAAACAGCGUCGUUUAAAUAUUUUAUUAGCAGAUCAGAAUAAAGCUUCAACGUUUAAUUUACACUCAGGAUAAAUCAAAAUCAUUCCAUAAGAUUUUAAUAUAGAUGUAUACAAGCCUACAUAUCUUUCUUAUGGAGUAGGAAUGAGAAAAGGAAUUAAUUUCCCAAAAAAUAGAUAUAAUAUUGACUGA
This is a messenger RNA of Tetrahymena thermophila SB210, 3012 nucleotides long. Its product is annotated as cation channel family protein. The record is from RefSeq and is a predicted model, not a curated record. Gene Ontology annotation, biological process: transmembrane transport; monoatomic ion transport. Gene Ontology annotation, cellular component: membrane. Gene Ontology annotation, molecular function: nucleic acid binding; monoatomic ion channel activity; zinc ion binding. NCBI's taxonomy places the organism in Eukaryota, Ciliophora, Oligohymenophorea, Hymenostomatida, Tetrahymenidae. The transcript has 5 exons.